Molecule: messenger RNA, 600 nt
Organism: Aspergillus costaricaensis CBS 115574
Lineage: Eukaryota; Fungi; Ascomycota; Eurotiomycetes; Eurotiales; Aspergillaceae
Exons: 4
Coding region: 1-600 (199 amino acids)
Source: RefSeq, a predicted model, not a curated record
AUGGCGACGGCAAGGCUGCGCAGGGCAUUUCGCUACCCUGAUGAUUCAGGUGAUGACGAGCACGGUCGGGAGGAGCUAGACGAAGAAGACGACGUUGCUGACGGUCCGACAGAGCAGGAACGUGUGAUAGAGCAACUGAAAGCACUAAAUGAGAAAAGGAACUCUGAAUAUAGUAUCGUUUUUGCCGCCAUCCCGCUAUUUUCCAGCUUCGCUUUCAUUGCUUCAAUACUUUCGGGCUCCUCGAGCCUAUCUGAACGAUUUCUGUCUUUGCUCGGCGCCCUAUCUCUACUAGUCACGGCCUAUAUCAUGAAGUAUCUCCCGCUUGAACGCCCGGAUCCUAAGGGUAAGAGACCAAUGAUUACACCGCAUGCUAUGGCUAGCAUCCGGCCAUACAUCUUGCCUGUCAAUGCUGCGAUCUGCGUGCUUCUGGCCCUGGUCUACGCUUCGCAAUCCUCAACGCAAUCCUGGCUGGAGAUCCAGCCGGUUACCUACUUGGUUCCAGGAGCAAUGUUUGCAGCUGUAUUAGUCGCACGCAAGGUCAUGCUAUCAGUUGACCUCAAAGCGCUUGAGAACCUCCGCUAUGAGUACAAAGGAGCAUAG